UCAUAUUUAACACACCCACCCAGAUUCACACAUGCUACAGGAGGUGCAUUUACUCCUAGAGGUUGGCUGGUCCUGCGGGAGGAUCUCUGUCUCUUGUUACCUGUGCAGUUUAUUGCGUUGGCUCGCCUCGGUUGAUUAGUCUGGGACUCGACGUGACAAAGAAUUACGCAUCCUGGAUCGCCGAGGUGGAUAAGAGCACACAUUACUUUUCGGGGACUUUCCCAUAAAGCACUUCAAAUGUGAAUAGGUUGCACUUCCCGUGCAUUCCUUUUCCCCCCCUCCCCGGGCCGAAGUCCCAGCUGAUCCACGGCUGCUCUGUGCCCCGCACAGAAUCGAGGUUGGACGGUGAGACCGAUGCGCGCCCUCGAACCUCUUGGACACGCACGUUUAACGGACCAUUUCCCCCCGCGUAUCACAGCUGCUUUUGGAUCCUACUCACUUGUCUGCUACUCUUCUGAAAUAUUUGGUGGUGGCAGUGGGAAGAAGAUGUGGCUUGCCCAAAUCGACCGUUGGUCUGAACCGACUCAACGUGUUUUACCUGGACGCUUGCGGAUGAUUUUGCGCUUCUGAAAAAUCUCUCCUGGACACCCGCGCGCAUAAAGCAGCUAGGACUCUGAUGUUGAAAAUACAAAGGCUGAACACUGAAUCCUUUACUCAAGACGGCAAGUGAAGAUGGCUCCUACGUGUUUAAUGUAUAUUUCAUUAGAUUGGCGUCCAGUCUAAUAAACAUAAUCAGCGAUGUAGUCAGCUUGUUCAUCUGCGUGCUCAUCAUUUGCAGUAAAUACUCACAUCUGCUCAAAAGAGAGACCAUGAAGAUGAUCCUCCUGCGCAAAUUCCGGGUUUUGAUCCUCAUGGUGUUCCUUAUCGCAUGCUCCAUGCACAUAAUGAUAGACUUGUUACCAAAACUGGAGAGGCAUGGCAACAGCGGCUGCUCGUGCUCCCACACGCCGAGCGAGGAGCCUCAGAGCUGGGGGAAGCAGGGCUGGCCUAACAAGCACACCCUGCGGAUCCUCCAGGACUUCAGCAACGAGCCCAGCUCCAAUGUUUCCUCCCACUCCCUGGAAAGGAUCCCGGUUCCAGGCGACAAAACGCAGGCUCUCAGGAGACUGGAGCACCUGGGGCAACGUGGUGACAGGAAGAGACAGUUCAUCCAGGACGCCACAGUGGCCAAAAACAUGCCGGUUAAGGGUUCAAGGUUGUCGGCUCUGUAUGACCACCCCUUAUAUAAAAGAUCCCCGCCACCUCUGACAGACGAGGACACGCUGUUCAACGUCAACACGGACAUCAGAUUUGACCCCAAAGCUGCAGAGGAUCAGGCAUGGAACACUGAAGGCAACAUGGAUGAGUUCAGCCCAACAGGGGAGCUGACGGCCGACUCCUACCCCAACUGGCUCCGCUUCCACAUUGGAAUAAAUCGAUACGAGCUGUACUCCAGACACAACCCAGUCAUCGACGCCCUCCUGAAGGACCUGGUCACCCAGAGGAUCACCAGCGUUGCAAUGAAGUCUGGAGGCACUCAGCUCAAGCUCAUCAUGACCUUCCAGAACUACGGCCAGGCUCUCUUUAAACCCAUGAAGCAGACCCGGGAGCAGGAGACCCCACCAGACUUCUUCUAUUUCUCUGACUUUGAAAGACACAACGCCGAGAUCGCUGCCUUUCAUCUGGACAAGAUCCUGGACUUCCGCCGUGUCCCUCCUGUGGCCGGCAGGCUUGUCAACAUGACAAAGGAAAUCCGAGAUGUCACACGAGACAAAAAGCUCUGGAGGACAUUCUUCAUUUCACCAGCCAACAACGUGUGUUUCUACGGAGAGUGUUCGUACUACUGCUCCACUGAGCACGCUCUGUGCGGGAAACCAGACCAGAUAGAAGGAUCCCUGGCUGCCUUCCUCCCAGACUUAGCCCUCGCCAAACGCAAGACCUGGAGGAACCCGUGGAGACGCUCCUACCACAAACGCAAGAAGGCAGAAUGGGAGGUGGACCCGGACUACUGCGAGGAAGUCAAACAGACUCCACCUUAUGACAGUGGGACACGACUGUUGGACAUCAUGGACAUGACCGUCUUUGACUUCCUCAUGGGAAACAUGGAUCGCCACCAUUAUGAGACGUUCGAAAAGUUUGGAAAUGAGACCUUUAUCAUCCAUCUGGACAACGGCAGAGGCUUUGGAAAGCACUCCCAUGACGAGAUAUCCAUUCUGGUGCCGUUGACCCAGUGCUGCAGGGUAAGGAAGUCGACCCACUUGCGUCUGCAGCUGCUGGCUAAGGAAGAAUACAAGCUGUCCAUGCUCAUGGCAGAAUCCCUGGUGAGGGACCGCCUCAGUCCCAUCCUUAUCCAGCCACACCUGGAUGCCAUGGACCGACGACUACGCCAGGUGCUGAAUGUGCUGUCAGAAUGCAUCGAAAAGGAGGGCUACAGUUACGUUGUAGAGGACGACCUGCAGGGGCACCAAGGGACAGACCACGCCCACACCGGCCCACGGCGGAGGUAGCUGUCUCGGGGCGUUGGCAGCUGGAUAGGACUGACUCCCUGGAGAUAGGAGGAGAUCCAGUCUUUUCCUUAAAACUGAACUGGCAUCCCGUAACACAGACGAGCUCCAUCUGUACUGAAUUUCUCAGAGGGCUUGAUUUUCUUUUGCUGAACUUCCAGGGAGGCCCGUCUGCCUGAGGUUUAAUAGGAGCUGCCUGGAAGUGGAAGCCUGCUGGAUAGGACUGAUCUUUGAC
This is a messenger RNA of Sander lucioperca (pikeperch), 2718 nucleotides long. It is a transcript of the gene fam20cb, whose product is annotated as FAM20C golgi associated secretory pathway kinase b. The record is from RefSeq and is a predicted model, not a curated record. Gene Ontology annotation, molecular function: protein serine/threonine kinase activity. Lineage: Eukaryota; Metazoa; Chordata; Actinopteri; Perciformes; Percidae. Gene Ontology annotation, cellular component: Golgi apparatus. The transcript is spliced from 11 exons. Bases 810 to 2486 code for a protein of 558 amino acids. Gene Ontology annotation, biological process: protein phosphorylation.